Delphinapterus leucas (beluga whale) is the source of this 3555-nucleotide messenger RNA. RefSeq names its product nanos C2HC-type zinc finger 3 (gene NANOS3). Gene Ontology annotation, molecular function: zinc ion binding; RNA binding. The record is from RefSeq and is a predicted model, not a curated record. Lineage: Eukaryota; Metazoa; Chordata; Mammalia; Artiodactyla; Monodontidae.
GCUGCCUCAGGCCGCCUCCAAGGAGGGUCGUUUUGGGGUUCACUCAAGCUCAGCACCCCUGGGGGCCCUAAUCCACGUUAGGGUUACGCCAGGGGAUUCAUCCUUUGGGGCUCGAUAUUGCCCUCAGUGAAAUGGGAGGGGACAGGAAAUUUGAAGUCCCCUCCCAGACUGUCCUUGGAGGGCCCCAGACCCAGGUGGGGGUGAGACUGCGCCUAGGGGCACCCGAGGGGGCGGGCACCCAACUCUGCGCAGCCCCUGGAGGGAAGGACUGGGGGCCCUGUUUGCGGGUGAAGAAAUGCGGAGCGGGCAGCAUCUUGACGCAAUCAGAGCCGAAGCAGGGAUUUGACCGCAGCCCAUUUCGAGGCCCGAGGGUGGGCGAACCCGCACCCCGCGUUAACGGGGCAGCCCUCGCGUGUCUGUGCGCUUGGGCGCUGACCGCCACAAGGGCCUGAGUUCAGAUGCCCGAGACCCUGCAGGCAGGCUGGCAACCUGUGGUCCUCUGUGGUCCUUUUGCUUCGCCCCUGUCCAAAGUCCCGCAAGCGGACCUGCGGGCGGGGCCUGCCUGGUAGCGGCCCCACUGCUGGCCCGAAUUUGCAAAGUGGAGACUGACAACCCCUGGGGGUUCUUGUGAUUCAGAAACAAUUGUGCCCGGAACACGAUGUAGCUCACCGAAGGAAUUACAUUGUAUUAAAAUGUUUUAUCUCUCUGUUGCAUCGAUGCCUCCGGGACAAGAACCAUUUGGCAGCCAGACAUCUUGGGGCCACUAGGAAUCCCUCCUCUGCCUCUCACUAGCGGUGCCCUACGGGCCUCAGUCUCCCAAAGUGACAAACGGAAGUAAUAUGCACCUCUGAGGGCCGUUUUGAGGAUGUUUUGGGUAAAUGCAUGAAAAGCUGAGUCCAGCGCCCAGUACUGCUACAUUUACAUAGCAAAGGCGACAUAAAUAUCUACUGUUGUUAUUAUUUAUCUCCUGCUUUUUCCAGUUCCCGGAGCAGAGAGUUGGCACCUAAUAACUAUUUGCUGACUUAAUGAUUCUAUAAGUUCCUCAUUCCCUCCCCUCUCCCCUCAUCCUAUCCAGUUCCCUCACCCCCACCCAGCCUCCACUCCCCAAGAAGUUGCCAAGGGUUUGGGGGAACAUUCAACCUGUCGGUGAGUUUGGGCAGCUCAGGCAAACCAUCGACCGUUGAGUGGACCCCGAGGCCUGGAACUGCCGUCCACCCAUCACGACCCCCACCUUCCAGAUCUGGGGGGGCCAGGGGAUCCUGAACACAUCCCCUCCCUUAGGCCACAGCAAAGGUCACAAUCAACAUUCAUUGUUGUCGGUGGGUUGUGAGGACGGAGGCCAGACCCACCGAGGGAUGAAUGUCACUGUGUCUGGGCCGGACACAGCCUAAGGGGAAUGGGAUGGGGAAAAAAACCCCACCCUGGACUCCCCCCAAAAACUGCUCAGCCAGUACCUGACCCUGACCCCAGCCUCUCACCCCUUGGUGAGGGCUGGUGUCUGGGAUCCUUACAGACACAGGCUGGAUUUGGAGAAUAAAUCCUGGAGGGUUGGGGGCAUGAAUCACAGGCUCAGGGCUGGGCAGCUGGGAAACCUUUGUGAAACCGAUUAGUGAGGCCCUGCUUCCAAAAGGCUCAAUAGAGUUUUCUUGAAUGAUUGAAUGAGUGAGGUGGGUAGGCAGCAUAGCACCUCUUCUCUGCGUUCAAGUCCCGGGCCCAGGUUUCUCACCCUCCUUGCCUGGUACCGGCAGACCCCUGCUUUACCUUCAGUUGCCCACCUAGCACCUUGAUGCCAGUUGAUCCUUCCACCUGCCCAUCUGUGUGCCCCACGUGGGUGACUCCUGGGCACACCUUAUCCUCCAGAGACUGAGCUGAGGUCUCAUUUGAGGGGGAGAUCAAGGCACUGGCGAAUGCUACGGGUCCCCCCAUUAGCCCAGCUUGUGCCUGUGCUCUGCUCCACCCCCUUUCCACCCCAGGACCAGGAGGAGCUGGUCCUAAGGCUCUCCAAUACCUAAAGUUCCGUUGGUAACUAACUGCGUGGGGAGGCAGGCUUUUGUGCUUGUCUUUGUGAAUAACCCCAGGGGCAGGUGGUUUCAUACCCCAGUUUGUUCAUCCAUUAAAUGCGGGAUCCACUGAAAAGUGGUGUGAAAGCUCCCUGAGGGUGACCAGAGCUGGGAGCCUUGGUCCUUAACCCCCCACCCCAUAAGCCAGGCCCAUUCUCCUUCCGAAGACAGUUGGAACAUCAGUAGCUCCCCAACCCUUCCCAAAGAGCACAGGGGUACCCGGCCCCUCCCCCAGCCCAGGAGAAGGAAGAAAGGAGUUACUAAGUUACUGGUUACAUCAAUGCUAGUCUGUCGGGUGGGGCUUCCAACCCUCCCACCCCCAUCACCCUGUGGGGCAGGAGAGGCAGGCAGGCUCUAAGGAGGGGUCGCCCUUCCAAUGCCCUCUGGGUGGGGCGUGUGGCUCCAUAUUACUGGUGCCCCCUGCAGCCUGUGUCUUGUCACCCCCCCUCGCCCCCAGCCCACCCAGAGACCAUGCAUCCCCUUGGCAGGUGCAUUUUUGGGGGAGCGGCAGCAAGCCCCCCCUGUGACAAUAAGGAACCUCCUACAGCCUGCUCCUCCCUCUUCACACCCCCUUGGAGGUAUAAGGAGGGAACUGACAGCCCAGACUGCUCGGCUCCAGAGAGGGGAAGGGAGGGUUAAGAAGGAAGGUGUAGAAAGACAAGCUUUUGGGGCGGCUGGGUUGCUCCUCUCUCUGCCCCUCCGCCUGGCACACAGUGUCCAGCCAUGGGGACCUUCAAUCUAUGGACAGAUUACCUGGGUUUGGCACGCCUGGUGGGGGCUCUGCGUGGGGAAGAGGAGCCUGAGAUCAGGCUGGACCCCCAGCCAGAACCAGUGCCAGGACCAGAGGAGGGUCAGACACACAGCCCGGAAUCCUCACCAGCUCCCGAACGCCUGUGCUCUUUCUGCAAGCACAACGGCGAGUCCCGGGCCAUCUACCAGUCCCACGUGCUCAAGGACGAAGCUGGCCGGGUGCUGUGCCCCAUCCUUCGAGACUACGUGUGCCCCCAGUGUGGUGCCACUCGCGACCAUGCCCACACCCGCCGCUUCUGUCCGCUCACCGGCCAGGGCUACACCUCCGUCUAUAGCUACACCACCCGCAACUCGGCUGGCAGGAAGCUGGUCCGCUCGGACAAGGCGAGGACGCAGGACUCCGGACACUGCCGAGGAGGAGGUGCCUGCGCAGGUUCCAAAGGUGCCGGGAAGCCUACUGGAACUACCCCCUCUUCCUGCUUACCCUCCACUUCUGCCUAAGGAGGCUGGAGCGGGCAGGACGGGGAUGCUGCCUUCACCUGGGGUUGGGGACCCAGGCUCACUGGAGCCUGGAUUUCAGGGAAGACUCGCCCACCGAGGAUCCACCCCUAGGCCCUGCCCGCAGCCUGAGGGCCUGGCAAAGGAGCCCCGUCUGGAAGCACAGCCCAAAGGGUGCCCCGACCCCCUCACGGAAGGAGGUGGUUCUCAGGCACCCCAGCCCUCCUUCCCCAGCGCUGGGCACCCA